Sitodiplosis mosellana (orange wheat blossom midge) is the source of this 3579-nucleotide messenger RNA. It is a transcript of the gene Syt7, whose product is annotated as synaptotagmin-7. The coding region runs from base 1894 to 3390 and encodes 498 amino acids. The record is from RefSeq and is a predicted model, not a curated record. Gene Ontology annotation, molecular function: clathrin binding; SNARE binding; calcium ion binding. Lineage: Eukaryota; Metazoa; Arthropoda; Insecta; Diptera; Cecidomyiidae. The transcript is spliced from 10 exons. Gene Ontology annotation, biological process: regulation of calcium ion-dependent exocytosis; calcium-ion regulated exocytosis; vesicle fusion. Gene Ontology annotation, cellular component: membrane; synapse; axon.
CACAUAACAUUCAAUACUCUCGCCUCUACUGAUGUUCGAAUUUUCCGAACACACUGUGUGCGAGCGAUACAUCGAACAACCAAAAUAUUCUCCUCAGUGAGUUAAAACUCUCUCGUCCGUGUGUCGUGCGAAACCAGAAACGAAAACGUUGCCCACUAAAUCGUGUAUUGAAGAAUAACUGUUGUGAAUUAAAUGCAAAAACAAAAUAGAUUCUGAAUAUAGCGACGAAGAGACAAAGUCGUUCGACUCGCUCGACGACGACAACGACAAAAAUCAAAAUGAAAGGGAAUUAACUGUGGUGAAGCUGACAAAAAAAAAGAACACACAACCAAUAGACCAUAUGAUAUGGAAAAAAUAACAUUAAAUAUCAUAAAAUAAACGCUGUAAACGGGAACAGAGCACAGCGAAGAAAAAAAAACGAAUUCGUAACGCCACCGCAGGAGAAAAGUUAAAAACGCGAGGAGUUUUGAAAUACGUGUAUUUGUUUCGUUGUUUUUUUUCUUUCUGGUUCUUGUUGGGAUUUUUUUUCACACAUCAAAACAUCGGCGCUGAAGUGACACACUGAAAUCUGAACAAGUGACACACUCAAUUUUUUCAAGUCCAACUGUAAGAUGAAAAAGUAAUAUAAAUACAUACAUAUAAAUCAGCUUAUCGUGUAUAAAUGAUACGCGACGAAAUAAAAGGAAUAAACUGUUUCCUUUUUUUUCUUUAAAUCAAAUAAAAACAAAUGAUUUCAUGCAUAACAAAACGAAACAUAAAAAUAACUUGAAACCAAAAACAUAAAAGGAGCAACAACAACAGCAACAAAACAACAUUUUCUAUAAACUUCGAAUCGAGCUGGAAUAAAACAAUAAGAGAGAGAGAGAGAAAAAUGCGAACAAAACGAAACUGAAGACAAUGAAGCAGUUGAGCGACGCUCAAUGACCGUUUACUUUUGCCUUUUGUGUGCGUGCGUGUGUUUUUCUGUUUUUUUCCCUACUAAAUGUGAAUUAAAUUGUUCAAACACCAAACUAAUUCAACAACAACAAUAACACAAACCUCCCAAAAAAAACAAUUCUACUCGAUGUUCACUCUAGUUGAUUAUAACUAUAUUUUUUGUUCGUCUCUUCACACAUCUUCUGUGUCAUCUACUACUAUCACUUAGUAUAUAAAUGUAUAAUUACUAAGCUCUUCUUCUUCUCUCUUCUCUAUGUCUUUUUAAAAUAUUUGAAACAACAACAACCAAAAAAAGAGGAAGAAAUGACAUGUGCGUGUGUUUUGUGCUAAAUGUUAACCAAAGAAAAAUCUCUUAGUGUGUUAUAAUUUUGUUCGUUGUUGUUAAUUUACUGUUACGGCUGUUUUUCUACCAAAAUCCAAAGCGAAACGCAGAAGAAGAAGAAGAAAAAAAAUAAACGCGCAGAGAAAAAUUCUGUUGCAUAUCUAAUUAAAUAUGCAUAAUACGAUUUUGAUGUAACGAAAUUGACAUAAAAACAACAACAACAACCAAGUCGAAGCAGAAAUAAAAGAGAAGAAGUUAAAAUUCAUUUCCGAAAAUAAAUUAAGAACAGCGAAGGCAAAUAAGAAAGAAGAAAAAAAAAUUAGAGGAGGAAAAAAGCGCACGAACCAAGAGAGGAAAACGAAUAGAAAGGACGCGCGCGACAGCGAGCGCUUGGAAAAUUUGACAAGGGCAGUCAAAAACACACGACCGACCGACCAAACCGAAUAGAAUAUUAUCACCAUUGUGAAAGAUAGGCGAAAAGGGAAAAAGCCCAACCGAAACGCACGGCGCGCAACCAAGAAGAAGAGCCAAGCGUGAGACGAGAGAGCGAACAAAAAACCAUUUGAACUAAACUAAGCAAAAAAAACGCAUCGUAUUCUAUAAUUAGAAUAUAAAAAAAACACACAGACGAAAUAAUGGCUAAUGUCAUAAUAAUUGGAUGUUUAGCAACCCUUGGUGUUAUAAUAGUGAUUUUAUUGUUAUUAGCUGGUGGUUAUUUAUGGUGGCGUCACAAACGCUCACAGUUGAAGUUCAUUGAGCCACACGAGGACGAAGAAUCAACAAGUGGAAGCCUAAGCAGACUACAGCAAUUGCAACAAAUGCAGCAAUUUGAAACGCAACAACAGCCACAGCAAGAGUAUUCAGCACAGCAAAGCAGCAAAUCGCCUGUGCAAUCUCAAUCGCAACAACAAUUGCAGCAAACCACAAAUAAUAUCAAUCGCAAAUUGAAUGGUUUUCUGAAUUUGAAAACACCAUUAAUUGGAAUAGAGGACACACACAAAAACAACGAAUGUUCGUUAUUCCAGUUUACAGUAUGUUGCACCAACGGAAAAAAACGCGAUCACCAAUGGAUAGAGAGUGAAAAGAAAAAAGAAGAGAAAAAAAACGCGAACGCAAUCAAUGCUGUCCGCAUACGUUACAACUGCUAUGACAUUUCUGACAAAUCAAGUUCGCAAACAAAAUCUCCAGUCGGCAGUUCAUCGGGCGAUAGAAACGGUGAUGGGGGCAGGCAGAAUGUUGGCGGACCAAAACAAGAUAAUCAAACCAACCGGAGUACUUCAAUGAUUGAUAUGUACAUAGACAAUGCGGAACCAACUGAAAACGUUGGUCAGAUACAUUUUUGUGUUGAAUAUGACUUCCAGAACAAUACGUUGAUACUGAAAAUUUUACAGGGUAAAGAUUUACCAGCAAAGGAUUUGAGUGGCACUUCGGAUCCUUACGUACGGGUAACUCUAUUGCCAGACAAAAAGCAUCGACUUGAAACGAAAAUCAAGCGACGCACAUUGAAUCCAAGAUGGAACGAAACAUUCUAUUUCGAAGGAUUUCCCAUCCAAAAGCUGAAUACACGUGUGCUUCAUUUGCAUGUUUUCGACUACGAUCGAUUUUCAAGAGACGAUUCCAUUGGAGAAGUAUUUCUUCCAUUGUGUCAAGUUGACUUAACCGGGAAGCAAUCUUAUUGGAAAGCAUUGAAACCGCCAGCCAAAGAUAAAUGCGGCGAAUUGUUGACUACACUUUGCUAUCAUCCAUCGAAUUCGAUUUUGACAUUAUCACUAAUUAAAGCUAGAAAUUUGAAAGCCAAAGAUAUUAAUGGCAAAUCUGAUCCAUAUGUUAAAGUUUGGCUCCAAUUUGGUGAUAAACGCAUCGAAAAACGAAAGACACCAAUAUUCAAAUGCACGCUGAACCCAGUAUUUAAUGAAUCAUUUAGUUUUAAUGUGCCAUGGGAAAAGAUUCGGGAAUGUUCACUAGAUGUCAUGGUUAUGGACUUUGAUAAUAUCGGCCGCAAUGAGCUUAUCGGACGGAUUUUGUUAGCCGGUAAAAAUGGUUCCGGCGCAAAUGAAACCAAACACUGGCAAGAUAUGAUAUCAAAGCCACGACAAACUAUCAUUCAAUGGCAUCGACUAAAACCUGAGUAAAUUCACACGCUGACAACGUAUUCGCAUCACACUGCAACAACAAGAGGGGAAGAACUAACUAUAAAAUAAUUGACAAAAAGCUGACAAAGAUAUGCCGAACGCACUGCUAAGACAAAUGGGAAAGAAACAAUUUAUUUUUUAACAAACUGAACAUGUAGCAUCGAGAACAAGAAAAUCCAGAAGAGCAAA